AUGGAAAUCAGAGAACCAUGCGGACUUGAAUGUUUGCAUCUUCUUUCCAAUUGUUAUCUCCAAAUGGGCCUAACAAUAUCAAAUCCUAAGUAUGUUCCAUCAAUUAUUGAUCAAAUUCAGCAAAGAACAAUGGGAUUAAGGAUAAAAUAUGAUGGAAAGAACUUAGUGUCAGGAGUACCAACACCAAAAGUUGUCAAAAUACCAGAUUCUAUCAAAGAUUUACAUUCAGCUGCAACAUGGAUGAAAGAAAAUCAAGGAAUCACAAAAGAAACAUCAUUAGGAACACUUGGAGCAAAUGAUAACUUUGUCAUUAUGAACAUGUGUCACUGUAUGGCUGAUGGAAAGUUUGCAACACUACUUGCAGAAGAAUUAUCACAAGAUGACAUUCCAAACAUCAAGCCUCUUGAAGGAAUUCCAAUUGAUGUAUCACAAUACUUCAAGAAACAGAUGUCAGAGAACAGAGAAAUCAUUCCUUACUGUGCAUCAAAUCCAAACAUCUCAAGAUUUGUUUCGAAAGUACAAAAUCCAGUUAAAUCAAGAUUCGUCAACUCUAAGCAGUUCAGAUUCCCACUUAAAGAUCUAGUUUGCUACCAAAACGGCAAGGUUAAUAAAUUAUUUGAGCACCAAUGCAUGGCAGCAGCCAUUUCAUUUGCUGCUAUGACAAACAAUAAGAAUAACUAUUACAUGGGAUGCUCAAUUCCUGUAAAUAUUAGAGUUUGCGACGAUUACAACCAACAAUAUCUGAAAAACUACUUCGAAAACAAGUUUAAAGAUGAGAAGGACUACAACAGAAUUGCUGCUUACAAGAAAUACGCAUUCGCUAACUUCGUUGGCGAGUUAGAUAUCUUUACAAAAGCAUAUUCAAGCGAAAAGGUAUCAGAUGUAUACAAGAGACUUCGCAAUGCUUACAAUAAGAACUACAAUGACGGGUACCACUUCAAAUUCCUCUCAUUGAUGAACAGAUUACAAACUGACACCUCAAUUGCAACAGAAUUCCCAGAUGGAGGUGGAAUUGAGAUCUCAAUGAUUGGAAAGAUGAAAGUCGGCGACAGAAUCAAAGACUUAGUCCUUGACUCAAUUGUUGACGGAGAUUUGCUGAGUAAAUGGCUCGCAUUCGUCACUUAUUCGCUCGAAACAGACAAAGAGAAGUAUUUCUCUGGAUUCUUCAACUACAUGGCUGGCGACGCAAGCCACGAAGAGGUAGAAAGAAUCGUCAAAGGAUUCACUUUCUCUCUCCAAAAUAUUGAACCAAACACAAAGAUUGGCGAUGCUAUUGAGUACGUCAGAAAACAUGUGUAA
Trichomonas vaginalis G3 is the source of this 1299-nucleotide messenger RNA. RefSeq lists its product as uncharacterized. The record is from RefSeq and is a predicted model, not a curated record. Lineage: Eukaryota; Parabasalia; Trichomonadida; Trichomonadidae. The transcript has a single exon. Bases 1 to 1299 code for a protein of 432 amino acids.